This is a messenger RNA of Manis pentadactyla (Chinese pangolin), 7766 nucleotides long. It is a transcript of the gene MARCHF1, whose product is annotated as membrane associated ring-CH-type finger 1. The transcript has 10 exons. Gene Ontology annotation, biological process: immune response; protein polyubiquitination; antigen processing and presentation of peptide antigen via MHC class II. Lineage: Eukaryota; Metazoa; Chordata; Mammalia; Pholidota; Manidae. Gene Ontology annotation, molecular function: zinc ion binding; ubiquitin protein ligase activity; MHC protein binding. Bases 755 to 1624 code for a protein of 289 amino acids. Gene Ontology annotation, cellular component: late endosome membrane; early endosome membrane; lysosome. The record is from RefSeq and is a predicted model, not a curated record.
UGGCCCGGCCCGCGGGGGGCGCGCCCGGGCCCGGGGCAACUCUGGUCUCGGCUCCAGUGCCGCUGCGCUGGCGCCUGAGCCGGGCUCCCUGCGGCCGUCGCGCCGGAGUCGGAUCGCCGGGGUGAGCGCUGCCGCGGUGGUUCUGGCGCAGGCGGGACCGAGCGCCGGAACUCCGGACACCCGCAGGGUCCCGCGCCCACGUCAUGAUGAAAGAAAUGAUCUAUUCUGACACAGACCAGAGAAUACCACUGGGGCAAUUUGGGAAAGAGAAUCCAGUCAACACAGCAUGCUGAAUGAGCAUUAAUGAAGGCUUCUCUGAAAAAGUUGAAAGAUUUUAAAUUUAUCUUCAAAGCAGUGGAAGAUUUCAAGCAGAAACACAACAAAAGCCCUCCUGUAGACUGAGUAGCCGAAGACACAAUGCUGUUGUUCAAGGACUUUUAUGAAGUCGAAGCAUGUGAACAUAAUGGAUGCAUCAAGUACAUAGAACUUUGAUGUGAAUAUUUAAGAUCUGAGCUUGGCAAAGCAAGGAUAUGAACAGUUGUGCAGGUGGGCUCCUCAGGGCCAGUGAAGAGAUAAGGCAUCCAAUCAGGGACUGGCGACCCGCAGCCCAGCCAGUAUGCCCCUCCACCAGAUUUCCGUAAUCCCAGCCCGGGAGACGGCCAGCAAUGGGAGAAGUUCAAUGGGCAGAAACAAAGAGAAGAACAAGGAAGUCGAGAAUUUCAGAAAUUGAAAAGGGGAUAAGAGGAAGGAGAAAAUGCUGGGCUGGUGUGAAGCGAUCGCCCGUGACCCCCGCAGAAUCCCCAGCGACACGCCAACACCCGAGAUCUCGGGGUGUGUGGCUGAUGCCUCACAAAGCUCCACACUGAAUGACAAAUCCCCAGGGAGAUCUGCAAGUCGGUCAAGUAACAUUUCAAAAGCAAGCAGCCCAACAACAGGGACAGCUCCCAGGAGCCAAUCAAGGUUGUCUGUCUGUCCAUCUACUCAGGACAUCUGCAGGAUCUGUCACUGCGAAGGGGAUGAAGAGAGCCCCCUCAUCACCCCCUGCCGCUGCACGGGCACUCUGCGCUUUGUCCACCAGUCCUGCCUCCACCAGUGGAUCAAGAGCUCAGACACCCGCUGCUGCGAGCUCUGCAAGUAUGACUUCGUAAUGGAGACCAAGCUCAAACCCCUCCGGAAGUGGGAGAAACUACAGAUGACCACAAGUGAAAGGAGGAAAAUAUUCUGCUCUGUCACAUUCCACGUCAUUGCGAUCACCUGUGUGGUUUGGUCUUUGUAUGUAUUAAUAGAUCGGACAGCGGAGGAAAUCAAGCAAGGCAAUGAUAAUGGUGUCCUCGAAUGGCCAUUUUGGACAAAACUGGUUGUGGUGGCCAUUGGCUUCACAGGAGGUCUUGUCUUCAUGUACGUACAGUGUAAAGUCUACGUGCAGUUAUGGCGCAGGCUGAAGGCCUACAACCGUGUGAUCUUUGUACAAAAUUGCCCAGACACUGCCAAAAAACAGGAAAAGAACUUCUCAUGCAAUGCGAACACAGACAUUAAGGAUGCAGUGGUGGUGCCUGUAUUACAAACGGGUACAAAUUCACUGCCAUCUGCAGAGGGCAGUCCCCCUGAAGUUAUACCAGUGUGACAGAACUGGUUUGGAGCUUCUUCACUGAAGAAUAUCUUUCUAGCCCUCAGCCACUACAAAUGACAGAAGUGAUCCUGAAUUAUUCACUUUCUAUCUUCUCCUCUUUCUCCUACUGACUCAUUUCUUCCUUACUUUGCUCAAAAAGGAAAGGAGAAAAAACACCAAGUGACGAGGACCCCAUGAAGCAGAGUCUAAGGUGUGAUAUGGAAAUGCAAAAAGUUUGCUAGAGAGUGAUUUCUAAGACAAUUAAGAACCACUGUAGCAAGGAAUGCUUUUAGGCAGUGAUAAAAGACUAAGCAGACACAGGUGUCUUUAUCGUAGCAGGGGAAAGUUUAAGAAUAUAGACUUGAAUUGCAAUGUGUAUUUCUUCUAAGGCCUUGCAAUGUUAACUGUCUCAUCUGGAAACAACAUAUUUGGUUUUAAGCUUGAAAUUGCAUCAUCCCUAAGUCACAUCAGAAGCAGACUCGGAAGACGCCUAUUCUGACAGUCACACCUGGACAGUGAACAGACUUUUAUGGGCAUAGUACAGUUCAGUUGUUUUGACAGAUGCAUGUUUUUAAAACAGAUGCAAUACACAUUUGAAGAUAUUAAUACUUGGAAUUAGGUUUACAUCAUGAACAAAUGAUUUUCAGAGAUAUUUGGGGUUUAAGUCUGUUAAACACACAAGUUGAAAUCAGCUUUCAAAUACUGUAUUUUUUCUGGUCCCUUACAGUUUUGUCCAACAGAAGUAUAAUGUGGGCCACAACUGCAGGCCACAUAUAUAAACUUAAAAUUUUCUAGUAGUCCCAUUAGAAAAAGUAAAAACAAAUAGGUAAAAUUAAUUUUGAUAAUAUAUUUUUAUUUAAUACAAUAUGCCUGUUAUUUCAACAUGUCAUGAAUAUUAAAAAUUACUAUUUUACAUUUUUUUAUGAACUAAGUCUUCAAAAUCCAGUAUGUAUUUUACCCUAACAGCAUAUCUCAAUUUGAAUUACCCAUAUCUGAUAGCAUAGCCCUAAAAUUAGAGACAGAGCCUCUACUUCAUUUAACAGUUGAAUUUAUCAAAACAGCAGCUUAAUUCAUUCUUUUAUUCAAAGUGUCACAAGUGUCAUACAAAGCACUAAAUCAAAUUGAAUAACCUGGUUGAAGAGUUAGAUAGUUACUAUUUCUCUAAAAGGUGAAAACACAAAAGUACAGAAAGAUAAAGCAAUCUGCCUGUGGUAAAGUUCUGAAAUUUACUUGUUUGCUACAAUAAGCACUUAUGACAGGGAAAAUAAAAAUCAAAUGCUUUUCUUAUUAAGCCAAAUUUGUAAGGUUUUUUUUUUAGUCCACAUAAAGGGCGAUAAAACUUGACAGAUGAGUAGUUAUGAACAAGCAUUUAGACUCUGUUUUAAAAAGCUGACAGUGUUCCCCUUGCUCAGCUAGGAAGCAAGAACAUUCAACAGAUUCUGUGAUGAGUAAUAAAUUGAGUUGUUUAGGUUUGACAGUUGAUUAUUGUGUUCUUUGCAUAUUCAUGUAAAACUGAAGUGUGAAUGAUAUUGCAGUGAGCUAGAUUAAUGAUUAUAUAGUGGCCUGUUAAAGAUGUCUUACACACAAAAAAAACGUGAUUUAUUUUUGUUAGCUGUCAUAUUUAUUAUUGUGAAAAGGCAACCAUGAUGGCCAUAAGCCCUAAAUCAUGGUUUGGCAUUGCACAAAUCUGGGUAGGUAUACAAUGAUGCACUUUGUAAUUAUCAGUGUGCUUGUUCUUCACAGGUUAUCAUAGUUAAAAGGAAAAAGAAAUAACCUCUUAAUGAGGAGCAAGAUGAUAUGAUUAGUAGUGGCUGACAGUGAGUCCAAAUAGUCCCAAUUCCUAGAAAUAAAGAAAAGGUAAACUGUGUCAACUUCGUGAGUGGUGUGUGUUUGUGUGUUCAUGUAUAUACAUGAGAAAAAUGGUAAAGUUUUUCAGUCAGGAAACAGAAGACUUAAAACUCAUCUUUAACAUUUGUAGAAGCGUGGAAUAAAGACAUAGGGAAAGCAAAAUUAAGGUAAAGGACUAAAAUUUCUGUGCAAAUAAGGACAUAAGUGGUGUAAUACAAAAAUAUGAACCUUAAACUACACUUUGUAUAUAUGUGCUCUUAAAUUUCCAUUUUAAAGCUUUAAGAUAUAUUCAUGAUUAACAAGUUAUGGGUGAUUUAACCAUGGCACUCACCCAAGGGAUUAAUUUUGACUCAAUUCUUCUGUUAAUUUUCCUAAGCUUUUUACUAAUUCUUCUUUCUUGUGGUUUAAGCAAUGGCAACAUGUUGUUUACAAAUAAUCCUGGGGGAAGAAAAUGUGUCACCUGCAAACAAAGAAAUAUUGAUUUCUUUUGUUUGCUCUGGAAGCAAAAGGAUUAUCUAUCUUAAUUACCACCAAAAAUACUGCUUAAAUUCUGAACCAGCCUAAGCCAAGACAGGUAAGUGCAUAAUACAUUUCACAGUGGGAGAAGACUGGCUAAAAUAAGGCCUCCUACACUUAACACUAAGAAAACGUUUCUAGAAAAGCAUUACUGCCUUAAUCAUAACAUGUAACAUGGUAUUUUAAAACCAUUCCUAAAUUCUCAAAAUUAACUUGUAUAGGCUUUGACUUUGUUAAAUGAGAAAAUAAUACAGCUCCCUAGAAGGUUAAAAGCCAACAUUUUAUUCUGCUAUUCUUCUGACCUUUUUCAACUCUCAACUCCUAACUUCAAAUCUUUUUAAACUUUUUCCUGCAAUGGGUAUUUUAUGGUUCAAUUUGAAAUAACCACAAGCAUUUAAAACCAAACGUUAUUUUCUUUUAUAUUCCAUGUGGCAAUGGUAUAUUUGCCUUUUCAGUGAAAGGAUUUCACCUUGUGAGAGCUUUUGUGGACUGGAUAUACCCUUCAAAAAGAAAAACUGCUCUCCAAAAUGACAAUUUUUUGAAGCAUGUUUACCCACUCAUGUAAGAGAGAAAUUGAAUUGAAACAAGGACUAAACUGAAGAAUGAACUUAACAGUUCUGUUAAAAACCUUGGCAUUUUGUAACCAUGAAUCUGUGGCAUUACCAAUGCCAUAAACCACAGAUAUUUAUGCUGUACACUUUUACUGUAUAGGAUCAAGGACUAAAUUGUAAAGGAAUGAAAUCCAUUUUUUUUAAAGUGAAGCCCAAAAGGCAAUUAAGCUUAAGAACACAAGCAAAAAUAAAAAAAUUCAAAAUGAAAAUGAUCCCAUCAACCUGAGAUAUAGCAAUGGAGAAAUUGAAGGAAAAUAGGCAUAUAUUGAGUCUUUAAAAAUGAAUGCCCCCCAAAUUUCAAUCUCAGAGCUGCUGUAACAUGUGAAUACAGUCCCAGAGAGAUGACCUCACUUACAUUGUGCUAUAAAAGGUCCUUGGGCACCCCUAAAACAUCUAUUUUUUGGUUGGAAAAUCAGCUCAUUAGAGCAAUGACAUCAUUAAGACAUUAUAAUUGUCAUGAGGGUGAGGUGGGGAAGAUUAUUCCAGCCACCUGACAUCGUGUAUCUUUCCUUGCCAUGCCAACGAAUACUCUGGAACAAAAUGGAGCUCUUAAAACUUAUUAUUACCAUUCUUGUAGUUGUUACAUAUAACUGUACAGGACUUACACUUUAAUUAAGAAAGAUGAAAACCUUUCUUUCUUUCCUUAAGUCAGUCCAAAGGUGCUAUUUACAUAUUAAUACAGCUGAAAGGAAUACUGUUAUUUUGGGCUGCAGUGUUUCCUCCACAUCUGAAAAAAGCCCAUUUGGAAAUUGGAUAUUACAUUAAAACAAAAAAAAAAGGAAAAAUCAUUUUAACUGUGUGCAAUUUUUGAGAUUGAGCGUUUGUACUUUUUAUGAUUUUACCUAAUUCUCUUGCAUUAACAAUUUAUUGUUUUGUGAAUAAUGUGUACUAAGACAAAUUAAGGAAAAGAAAAUAAUUAUCUGUGAAAGACUUUGUAUAUUAAACAAGUGACUCAAAUCUUUGUUGUGGUUUCUGUAUCUCUAGCCUCACUUACCAGGAUUUCUGUGGAGUCGUAUCUGCAACAUUCAAAUAGGCUUGAACUGUUAGGUUUCCACAGUGGUCUGUUUAAGUAGGGUCUAAACAUUUAUUAUUAUUUUAAGGCCAAUAUGGGUUGACUAACCCUGACAUUGUAGAAAGGAAUAAAUAGGUGCAUUAACAAGGUAAAACCAGUGGAAAUCAUCUAUACAGACUUAUAAAAUCUGUAAAAAAAAAAACUUUAAGAAAAAUCACAAUGUAGGUUAGAGAAAGGAUUUUCUCAUAAAUAAGAAUAUACAAAAGAAUUUAACAGCAUUUUUUUACUCAGAUAAUAAAAGCAUGGAUUUAGAUACUUUGGAAUCUAUUUCUAAGCUAAGAGGUCUGGUGAUUAGUGAAGAAAAUGUCCUCUACAGAGCCCCCACUUCUAAGCCUUCUCCCACCUCCCAAAUUAUAACUAACACUCCUGGAUCACAAAUCAUUGUCACAGUAUGUUCAGCUAGUGAUCCUAAAACUCAGAGCUGUGACAGAGAUACAAAGGGCAGCCAGGGUGUGGGCAGAGACACUUUAACUCAGGAAAUGUCAAUACAGGCAGAGGGAACACUAAGUACCAAAGUCCUGAAUGGGAAACACUGAACAAGAUUCGGCCAGUAAAGAAACAGGUCCGUUUUAGAGUCAGUUUACUGACAGACAGCAAAAGAUAUUGACAAACAAUGAUGACAGCUCCCCAUGAGUCUUGUCCCAAGGGAGAACAUAAAAAGGAAAAGGGACAGAUAUUAUGACACUGCAACUUCAGGGGUGGGCGCCCUAUUGCUGGGUCGCUGAUUCCACACUGCACUGCAGCAACUUUAUGUCCUGCAUCUACAUCCUAAAAGAGACUCAAGAUAGAAAGUUUCAUGCUUCAUCAGAACCUGGGAGGCAAUGUCAAACUGUCUCACAUGUCCUCCCUCGUGAGUAAGGAGGCAAAUGUGAAGUGGCCCAUGGCAGUUCCUCACAAGCAUCGUGUCCCCAUGUUUGAGGAACAUCGGAGCAUUCUAGGCUCAGGUCAGCUGCAGCCACAUCCGACCUAAGUGGACUGACUGGACACACACAAGGUCAUCCGAGAGCCAGCACAGAGCUGUCCCACUAUAGGUGACAGGUGGCCAUCCUAUGAAUGGACAGAAGGCCGCUAUGUCUCAAGUACAGAAAGCCAAGGGCAAGUGGAAACACGCUGAGGUUGGAGAAGCAGUCAGGAAUCAAAUCAUUUCAAGACCCUCUGGCCAUCAUUACAAAACAUGAAUUUCAUUCAAAACGUGAUGGAUGUCAAUUGUAACUUGUGGGGGCAGGGGGUUUAAGACAAAUCUCUUUACCUUCCUCUCAGUUUUGAUAUGAACCAAAACUGCUCUGAAAAAAUAAAAAUAUCUUUUAAUGUAGAAAUAAUAUUAUACUCCAUCAAGUAAAUGAACAUACCAUUAAAAAGAUGUGAUAAAAUGAUAAUGUAAGAGUCCUGAACAAAGGAAUAGCAUAUUUUAGGUUACAUUUUGAAAUUCCACUUUUUAAAAAUUCACAAGUAACUCUCAACAAUGGAUUAAGAAGAGCAAGAAUGGCUGCAUGAAGGCCAGUUAGGAAGCUACUGAACAAAGUAUGGGCCGUGAACUAAAAAUGUUCCUCACAUUUUUAAAAGGCACACACCCACACACCCAAACACCCAAACACAAGAAUGUGCAAACAGAAACUGCACUUGACCUUCAAGGCUUAAAAUAUUUGCUCUGGCACUGAGCAAAAAAGAAGUUUGCCAGCCACUACUUCACAGAGUGCCCACAAGGUGAGUUACUUUUACUCUGUUCCCAUGGCCAUGAACUGCAGAAGUUAUCCUACAAAGUAUACGACUGGCUGAGAAGGGAUCCAGGUAGGGGAGCACAGUGAUCGCUGCAGAAAGAACACGUUCUGUAGAAGAUGAUUAAGGAUAUCACUUAAAACCAUUACUGCAAUGACAAAUGAUCUCUUAGGCUACUCUGGUCCAGCCAGGAGUGCCACGACAAUUAUGGUCCCAAAUGGUAAAGUAAACUCAUUCAUUCCAUAAUUAUUCCUCUGUUCUAGUUCUAAGCUAUGUGGCUUGUUAUAUUUUUAUUAUAUUUUUUAUAUUUUUAAUGCUUUGAUAAACUAGGAACAAAUAUUUGAGGGGUGAUGACCUGCUAUUUUCACAAGUUAUUCACCUAAUAGUAUGGCUU